This is a messenger RNA of Phaedon cochleariae (mustard beetle), 2522 nucleotides long. Lineage: Eukaryota; Metazoa; Arthropoda; Insecta; Coleoptera; Chrysomelidae. The record is from the annotation of a GenBank genome assembly.
GUUUCUUCCGUUCUGGAGCUCUUGGGGAUUUUGUAUGUUUUUUGAAAAAUAUGAAUUUAGCUACCAAGGCAAAACUGUUCUAAUAUCUAAAAUUACCAAGACAUUUUUCGAAUAUGGUAUCUGUUUUAGGGCCUGAAUGGCAUAUUUCUGCCAGUGGAAGUGAUAUUAUUACAGAAAAUGGAGCUAUCAAAGAUAAGCAGAAGAUCUACCAAAAUGCACUGAACACGGACAUCAAAGAAAUGUGUUCAUCAGUAUUAUCCAGUGAGUUAUUGAAAAACAAUACCUCUAAAAUCGUCCUUCAAAUCCAGAAGGUGCGAAAUAUUUCAGCUCCCAAGGCUAAUGAAGAUUCCCAGGCAGCCCCACGAAUGUUAAAACUGAGCUUAUCUGAUGGAGAUACUUAUGUCCAAGCAUUAGAACUAUCCCCCAUAACCUCUAUCAGUAGGAACAACACUCCUCCUGGUACCAAAAUAGUUGUAAAUUGUGCCAAAGUAUGUUCAGGGUACCUUCUGUUGUCACCUAAUAACUGCACAGUCUUAGGGGGUAAAGUUCCUGCACUAAUUGAAAAAUGGGAAAUUGCCAAAAGUGUCCAAAGAACUAAUCGUAGAGGCUUAAAUGAUGAUGGUCCUCCUCCAUGGGUGAAUUUUGGAAAAAGAAUACAGUCAGGCAACCAAGAACCCAAUUUCAAAUCACUAGAAAACAAAAGUAAAGAGACUUCCAAAGAAAACGCUGAGUUUGAAGCCCAAAGACAGGGUGCCAUUGCUGAGGCAAAUUCUGGAGCUGUAAAAAAAGUUUUUGGAGGGAUGGUGAAGCAAAAUGUACAGCCCACUCAAAAUAAAGGUCCAGAUCGUUCAAGAGACAAAAGAGAAUCAUUCAGGAAUAAAAAUAGGGUUGAGAGAGAGGAUGAAUUAGAAAAACCUUUGAAACCAGAAAAAGUAUCUUUGUUUUCAUUUCUUGAAGACAAACUUCCUGGUUGUGACCCUAAUGAUGCUUCCAGCAAAGACGAUGACACUCUUUUUAGGAGAAAAAUGAAAAUUCCAAAAGAGUUUCAAAAGCCCAGAUAUGACGAUGCGAAAUUCGAAACUGAUACUUUCCCAAAGGUACAGAAAAAUAGUUAUUCAAGUGUAAAGCACUUUGAAAGUGUUCCUGUCAAACAGCAAAACCCAAUGGAUAAUAUUGGAUUUUAUAAAAACCAUAAGAAUCAAAAUUUGCCACAAGAUAACUCCAAGAAUCAUUUCAAUUCAGUUAAUGAAAAAUACCAACCAAAAACUCACAAUUCUAACUUGCGAGAACAAUCUGAUAGACCUCAGAAAAAACCCUAUGAUAAUCGAGGAUAUAACAGUCGCACUGGUCAGAGUGAGACUUUUGACACCCAAAAACCCCAUGAAAACCGAGGAUACAACAAUCGUUUUAAUCAGAAUGAUGUUUUUGAUACCAAAAAACCCUAUGAUAACCGAAGAUAUAACAAUGGCAUUAGUCAAAAGGAGGCUUCCAAUUCACAAAAACCCUAUGAAAAUCAAGGAUACAAUAGUCGCACUAGUAAAAAUGAGGUUUUUGAUACGAAAAAAAAUUAUGAUAACGGAGGGCAUAAAAAUGGAGUUAGUCAGAAUGAGGCUGCCAAUACACGAAACCCGAAUGAAAACCGAGAUUAUAACAAUCACAAUAAUGAAAGUGAGGCUGCUGACUCACAAAGGCUCAACAACCCUAAUACCAACAGAACCCAGCCAAAACAGAGUGACAAUAAAAAUACUCAACUGAAUCGAAAUAAAUAUCAAAACCAGAAUGAAUAUGGCAAGUCAAGUCAUAAAUCAAGAGAAAACGAUAAUCAACGGAUCUAUGAGAAACCUCAAAAAUCAUUCAUCCCUCCGAAUCCCACAAAUAAUCAUGACCAAAGCAAUACAAAUCAGAAUAAGGGAAAUAUGGAUGACUUGACUCAAGGAAUGGAAAAAAUUACUGUUAACAGUCAGUUUGCUAGUAGGAGCAUUAGGCAGCAUCUCAAUCUGGGAGGUCAGAAAAAGAACGAGGAAAAUUUGAAAAAAAAUGAAGAAACCAACUCUUUGACUUGGAAUAUAGGAGAUGAAUGCUUGGCCAAAUAUUGGGAAGAUGGAAAAUUUUAUGAAGCAACUAUAAUGGCUAUUACUGAUAAAACCGUGGCGGUAAAAUUCAGAGGUUAUGGUAAUAUUGAAGAAAUCCUUACUGAUGAUUGUUUACCAACGAAACAUAGUAAUAUUAGCAAGGAACAUCAAGGAGAACAAAACAGAAAAUAUGAACAGAAUAGCAGGUCCUAUUCAGGUUCAAUGCAGUUUAGGAGAACGCCGAAAAAUAAUUAUAAUAAUUGGUAAUUCAACAGUCAAUUGGCCAAAACGUGAAAAUUGGUAAACUGGUCAUAGAAAUUAUUUUGUUUGGCACUAACAAUAAUGUUUUAAUAUUAUAAUUAUUAUUGCCUAUAGUCAUUAAAUCAAACUAAUUUAUUUCAGAGAACUACUGUUUUAAAAAAUACUCUUUAUUUUGACAAUAUAAAAUGU